Rotaria sp. Silwood1 is the source of this 3108-nucleotide messenger RNA. The record is from the annotation of a GenBank genome assembly. Lineage: Eukaryota; Metazoa; Rotifera; Eurotatoria; Philodinida; Philodinidae.
AUGGUUAUAAAGCAAGAUCAAGGUAUAAAACUAUUACAAUUAAUGAUGGAAAAUUAUCAAGAUAUUUCUAUUCAAUUUCAACCCAAAUCAGAAACAUUGGCCAUGAAUAUUAUUCAAUCUUAUAAGAAAUAUAUAGAUCAUAUAAAUCUACAUAUAGAAGAUUUAAAUAGAGAUGAAUUAUUCAAUUUAUGUGAUUUUAUAAAUAGCAGUGAAACAAUAAUGGAUAUUACUAUACUAGCAAAAAAUCCUGAACAAUAUCAAGAUUUUAUUCAAAAAUGCAAUAGAGGUGUAACAAUUAACAUAUCUAUAAAUCAAAGUAUGAAAUUUUUAACAAAACAUGAAGCUUUAGAUUAUAUGAAUCAGAAUACUCAUAAACAAAUAGCAUCGAUAUCUUUCACAUCAAUUAAUUCUCAAUUCUUCGCAAUACUUAUCUGUAUGUCGCUUGACGAUAUAUUUUUUUCAUUGACAUUUAACAAAUUAUCUUCUGAAAUAGCAUUAAACGCUAUUAAAAUUUUCAAUAAGCCAAUAGCGAUUGAAUUUACUAGUCUUAAUAUUGAGAAAGCUUCAAAACUUUUAGAAAGUCAAAAAGAACGAGACUUCUUAGUUUGUCUUAAUAAUCUUCUAUACUCCGAAGCACGACGAAUUUUAGAAAAAUUCGAUCCGAACGAACAGGAUGUGGAUGUUAUUUUGAACAAACUUGAAGAUAAUUAUUAUAAAAAUGAUAAACCUGAAGAUGAAUUAUUUGAAUUUGAUCAACAUAGUAUUAACAAACUAAUUUUUAUUAAUGAACUAAAUCCAAUUCCAUGGUUCAGUGUAAUGACAAUGACAACAUUAGCAACAGCAAAAAUCAUCGGUGGUGUUUGUCUUACUGCAUUUACCUGUAGUAUUGGUUUCACACUAAGUUUAUCACUAAUUAAUGAGGGUGUCAAUGAUUUGUAUUUUGCUGUACGAGGAUGUAUAUCAAGAGAUAUUAAUUGGAAAGAUUAUGCCAUACAAAAAGGUGUUAGUUUAGCUAUAUGUUUUUGUACAUUAGAUGUAUCAGUUGUAGCUCAAUCAGCUCGAGCUGCUCAACAAGUUGGUACGAGAUCAACUUCACAAUUCUUGAAACAAACCUGGAAUGGAACGAAAAAUUUGAUUCGAACAAGUUUUGCAUCAGUUGCAGAAGAUGCUAUUGAAACUACUGCUAGAAAUAGUUUACGCUUAGCAUGUCAACAAGUAGCGAUAGUAACUACUGAAACUGGUACUCGGGAAGUAUUAAAUUAUUCAUCUAACUAUAUAUUAAAUAAUCAUCUAUUGGCACAAAUCAAAUCAGACAUCACUAACUAUGUCGAAUCAUCAAUGGAUGACUUGGCAGAUAAAGAUCUAGAAUAUAAAAAAAUAUUGGAAACAUUUUUCUUUAUUGAUGCUUAUAAUCAAAAUCAUCAAUUACAAACUCAAAUGGAAUAUAUUGCCUUCAGUAUUCUUAAUAGCUGCAAUGAUUAUAUUGAGAUAGGAAAAUCAUUUGCCAAUAGUUUAUCCAAUGUGUUCCUAAGUCAUUUUCAAAGCAAAGGUGGUACGAUGGGAAACAUAUUACAAAUUACACAGAAAAGUCUCGAUAUCAUCAAAACCGUUCAAAAUGCACUUCAAACUAUAGAAGUAACGAAAAAGUUUUUUCAUGCUUUCAAAGAUGAAUUAGAAAAACUAGCGAAAUGGAUGCCCGAUUUAGUUGAAUUACUUUCAAAAGAACAAAAUAUUGGCCGAGAAGCCGCCGAAACUAUUUUGUUUAUUCUUAAAGAACAUAAAAUUCUUAGCAAAGAUGAAUCAUUAAAUAAAGAUUCGUUUUCAGAGAAUACGUACGAAAAUUUAAUUGAACAAAUAGUAGCUAAUGAACAGAUCAUCGAUCGUCGUUUCUCUAUAGAAAAUCUCAAAGCGGCUUUACAAACAAUUGAUUUAAUUGUCUUUGAACGUGAUUAUAAAAGUAUAGUAAUAAAUUUUUUUGUUCGCAACUUAAAUAAUACUUACCAAAAGAGUAUGUUUCAACAAAAAAUUUACAGUUUAUUAGUUAAUCAAUUAAUGUCAUUAAUUCAAGGAGUUUUUAUUGGACCAAUAAAAAAGUUUGUUCUUGGAAAAAUGGUACAAAUUGUUUCAGAAGAAGUACAAAAAAAUUUGGAUACAAACCAUGAAACUGUACGAGAGAAAAUGGAAGAUAUCAGCAUUCAACGUUAUAUUAAUAGGGUUUCGAAUAAAUUCGUCAACGAUGUUCAAUGCGAAAAGAUUAAGAUCGAAGCAAAUGCUAAAGAAAAACUUGACAAAAUUCGACAAAAAUCAAUGAAAGAUACAAACGAGCUCGAAAAAUUGGUUCUUAAUGUAUUGGAAAAUGAAGAAGGUGGAAUUAUUGAGCUUGGCUUGAUAUCAGCUAUGACUGGUUUAAAAUUUUCAGUGAUUCAAGAUAAAGAAUGCGACAAAGUAAUAGAAGAUGAUGGUAAAAUACGCUUGUUAUACGUCCAAACUAAAGAAACCAGUGAACAUCAUGUAUGUCAUGACAGUUAUUGGAAAUCAAUUGAUGGUUCAGAUUUGCUUUGUGUAGAUGGUAGUAAAGGUAGUCUGUAUAAUGCGAUAUAUAGUCAAGCUUCUGAUAAGUUUGCUUCGCCUGUGGAAAUACGAACUCGAUUGGCUGAAUUCAUGUUAGCCAAUUCGACUUUUAUUGAAAGAAUUCUGCCGGCUGUCAAUAUAAUUAAUUCGAAUUCGAAUCCUAUUCUCAGAAAAACGUUAUUAAUGAAAGGAGGAUAUACGAAAAUUGACAUUAGUGUUAUCUGGACACCAUCGAUUACAUUCAAAAAAUUGGAUAAUAAUGGUCCAGCUGUAAGAAUUAAAACAAUCAAAAAACUUUUCAAAUGGAUUAAUAGUAAUAGUAAAGAAAUUACAUUGUUAAUUGAAAUAACACAAAAACUUUUCCCAAAAUUAAUAUCAUCAAAAUCUGCCGACAUAGGAAUUCAAUGUGUAACUUUCAUCAAAGCGGGUACUAAUUUAUUCGAAAAAUAUCAAAAUAGAGAUGUUUUAGGAACUAUAGAAGAACUUCAAAGUAUCGGUGAAAUAAUACUCAAGUUUCAUCAAAUAUUGAAGAACUAG